CCCAGGAGGAGCAGCGGGCUGGGUUCUCUCUGAAUACCGGUGUGAAACGGAGCGGUUUCCUACGCCUGUUUUCUGACACUCAGAGCUGAAAGUGACUCUAAUGGCGACAGAGAAUCAGAGCGGACUGAAUCAGAGGGGAACCGAGCGGCUGGAUUCACCUUGCUUCACUCCUCGGCGCUCCUCAACACCCUCUAACACCUGCUGAGGAGAGAAGACCGGAGCGGGGUGAUCUGAGAGUGAGAGUGAGAGCGGCGCCGAGCUGAGCUGAGCAGGUAUGAUCGACACACCCAAAUGCAAUAUGGACUCACAGAGGAACCAAUGGGAGCCUGGCCAGAUUCCCCCCUGGAUCACCCGAUUGGCAGGUGAUGAACGAAGCCCUGCCUCUUCAGGGGCAGAGUCAGACACUGAGGGCAGCAGCACUGAAAGCGAGUGGUCCAAUGUCAGACGAAUGGACUCCUUCAAGGCCCUGACCACACCCAGCGCACUGCAGCAGCGAAUCACAGAGCUCGACCAGCAGAGGGAGGAGCUAAAGAUAGAGCUGCAGCUGGAGAUAGCUCUGCUGCGUGGGGAGCUGCAGACAGAACAGGAGAAUCUGCGCAAACACACUGUACAGCUGCAGACGCUGAAGGAGACAAGCAGACAGAAGCAGACGCAGACACAGGCUGUCAUACAGCAGGAGCGUGAGCAGCUGGAGAAGGAGAGGCUGCGGGUGGAGGAGCUGAAGAAGUCGUGGACAGAGAAAGAGAAGAAACUCCACACCCAGCCAGAGAGCCAGAAGGAGCAGCUUAUGACCCAACUCCAACAGGAGAAGGACGCAGUGGACAGCGCAGUGCGGGCAUUCGAGGACUGGGAGUUCCGCAUUCUGGAGCUGGAGAGUGGCCUGGAGGAGGAGACCAGCCAUGGAGAAACAGAGAGAGAGAUAAGCCAAGAGGAACAUGCCGUAAACAAAGCUCAGGAGCGAGUCCAGGCGCUGGAGCAGCAGCUGAGAGAGAUGGAGAAAGAGAAGGAGAGAGAGAUGAAUUCAUUCCGUCAGGAGAAGAGAGAGCUGAUCCACAAAUCACAGCGGAUUUCAAAAGAGAAAACUCUCAGUGAUUGGCCCAGAAUCACUGGCCCCACCUCCAGCAUGACAUCACUAUCUCCGGUGAUCUCUCACAAACCAGUACAGGACCCACUGAAGGAGCUGUCGAGUUCAUCACGCAGACGCAGUUCUCACCGCAAGACUGCAGAACGGCCGCUCUCAACACAAGGGCUGGUGAGGAUGGGACCCGACAGGUUGAGUCCUGAAGCUCUCACUCCUCCUCUUCCUAACCCUGCACAUAGACUGGCUAACGGGAAUGCUAGUGGUAGGCCUAGUGCUAAUGGGAACACUAACGAAAGGCCUAAUGCUAAUGGGAACACUAAUGGCUUUCUCACGCCAUGUAAUAGCACCAACAGCUCCAGAGCUGCCAGUCCCAGUCUGUGUCUGCUGGACCUGGUGGAGAUUGAGAGGAAGCUGCGUGAGGCUAAAGCGGAGAGAGAACGGCUGCUGAAGGAGAGAGAAGAGCGGAGACAGAAGGAGCUGGAGGCACUGAAUACACACAAUCACACACAUCUGAACACACCUCAGCACACCAUCACAAACAUACUUGAACACACUCCCCCCAGCACACACUCCAAAACACCCCCUGAUAUACACACUGAGAAGGAGGAACAGAGAGUCAGUCCAGCUCACAAAACCUCCCAGCAGGGUGUCCCCCUGUCCCUGACGGUGAACUUUGACCUGCGGGCCCAUGUGGAAUCUCUGGGUCAUGGCGUGGCGGGGUGUAUGGGUGUCAGUUUAUAUGCGCGGAGAUGCGAGGGCUUCCUGACGAAGCGUGGCGGCCGGGUGAAGACCUGGAGGAGGAGAUUUUUCCUGUUUGAUCUGGACCACCGUAGACUCGCAUAUUACACCGAUCAUGAUGAGAGGAAGCUGAAGGGGGUGAUUUACUUUCAGGCCAUAGAGGAAGUUUACUAUGACCAUCUGCGUACAGCUACCACAUCUCCUCGGCCCAGUCUGACAUUCUGUGUAAAAACAUAUGAGCGGCUCUUCUUCCUCGUGGCUCCAAGUGCCGAGAGCAUGCGGAUAUGGAUGGACGUCAUCGUCACGGCAACAGAUGAGCACAGCAGAUACUGACCACCAUUUGCCAUAGCGACCUCAAACCUGGAAUCGCAUAACCCAACAAUAAAAGACAAAAUCAGGAGAAAACUGAGCCUGAGCCUAGAGCAGGAGUGAACAUGGACCAGCCUGGAAAAGCUGACAAUCCGUCAGCUGAGCUGAGCUUACAGGAGUAAACAGAAUACACAAUAAUCAAAACAGGACUCACCUGAGGGUGAAGCUCACCCUCAGAUCAGCCUGAAAAGAGAGACAGUUUGCAAGCAGGUCUGUAGGACCUCACAUAACAUGAACUUUCACAGGGAAUUUUAGCCUUAGUGGUGUCUGUUCUAUUUAUAAACCAGAAAGAAGAGUCCCGCACUCUACACAAAAA
Pygocentrus nattereri (red-bellied piranha) is the source of this 2504-nucleotide messenger RNA. Its product is annotated as pleckstrin homology-like domain family B member 3. The coding region runs from base 275 to 2152 and encodes 625 amino acids. The transcript has 15 exons. Lineage: Eukaryota; Metazoa; Chordata; Actinopteri; Characiformes; Serrasalmidae. The record is from RefSeq and is a predicted model, not a curated record.